This is a messenger RNA of Anoplopoma fimbria (sablefish), 1690 nucleotides long. Its product is annotated as MAPK regulated corepressor interacting protein 2-like. The record is from RefSeq and is a predicted model, not a curated record. Bases 389 to 823 code for a protein of 144 amino acids. The transcript has 5 exons. NCBI's taxonomy places the organism in Eukaryota, Metazoa, Chordata, Actinopteri, Perciformes, Anoplopomatidae.
GGUCUGGACUUUGGGGGGGCGGCAGGUGAGAAGGGGAGGGUCUCUGGAUGAGAUGCGAUCCGGCUGCUGGUUUUACGCGCAGAAGAAAGCGGCGCACGGUUCUGUUUUCUACGCAGUUACCAAACAGCUUGUGGAGUCUCAUGUCAGCUCUGUACAUUUGCGUUGGCAUCAAACUUUCAACCUGUGAGUGAAAUUCAUCCCGAUCAGCUGAGGAGAGGACUGACUCUUCUCACAUCAAGGGAGCUUUUAUUCAUCGACAGAUCCUGGAGGAGCGUGUUUAACUUAAGGUGCCCUUGCUUACAGUUGGCGUGCUCAACCUGUAUCUGCACCGACUGGAUUUAGUACUUCAAAGGGCCAACUCAAAUUUUACAGGUGACUUUUCCUGCGCAUGAUGUACACAAUUACAAAAGGUCCCAGCAAACUGGUCACCCAGCGACGCACAGGGCCUACUCAGCAACUUGACAACAAAAUAAACGACUUCAAGCACAAACAAACGUCCUGGAAUAUGCCUGACCUUCCUGCACCUAAGAUAGUAUUCAGCCGUCCUAACGGUAAGAAGUACCAUCACCCUGCUCCGGCUCUCCCUUCAGACAACCAGCAGGAAGAGAGCUUCACACCUGUGCAUGAGGAAAACGUCAAAUUUGUCUAUGAUGCAUGGCAGGAGGUGGUGCAGCAGGAGCCCGGCCAGGUGCCAGAAGAAGCCCAGCGAGCAGUCCACUACAAAGAAACCACUCCAAACCCGCACAUGGACAACUUUGUUCCCAUAGAUCUGGAUGAAUGGUGGGCCCAACGUUUCCUAGCCAACAUAGACAAGCUGUCCUGACACUCUUCUGGGACCGGUGAAUCUUGACAGACGGUCGAAAGUGGAGACCUGAAGCAGGAUGGCUCACUGUGAAGGAGGCCUGCGCAGGUGUGACGGGUUAAAAGUGCCCUCGUGUGGUUUAAAUGGAGGGACAGCGCUGGGACGCUUGCAUAGAAACCACAGAGGAUCACCCCACUUGAACUCUUGCUUUUGAGCUGCAAUCCAUCUCUAAAUGUUCUUCCUGCGUCAGACCACACACUGGAGGACGACUUGGAGUUGAGGUUUCUCUCAUCUUUCCACCCUCACAACAGUGAAGUCAUGUUCCUUUGAAAUGCAGUAAAAUUUUAUUUUCAAGAAGCUCUGCCUUGGAAUAUUUUUUUAACUGAUUUGUUUACUCACCUUAUUGAAAAUGCACACAGGACAUGAACAGCUCCAUACACGCUUUAACAGUAUGUUCAAUGCAUUUAUUAGAUUUGCUUGUAUUUUGAUAAUAUCAAUGAAACCUGUUGAGAAUCCACAACUGAGUCACAUUUUCAGCUCAUACACUAAUGCACAUUAAACAAAUUUUGUUUUUUGACACAGUUCAAAAAUAAUUAAAUACAUGAAAUAUACCUUUAACUCAUGUGUUUAUCUUCUGGAACUUCACAAUAAAGCUGCUCAUCUUUAGCUGUUGUAACACAUGGUAUAUCAAGAGAAUUUUGAAAUGCGAGUCUAGAAAUCAGAUUUACUUCCACACUAUUGGCCGGAUUUUUUUAAAUGCAUCUCGCUUACUUUUGCAUCCAUGUAGACAACAUUGAAAUAGUGCCAAACAAAGAGCAUAAACACACACAAAGUGUUUACGAAGAAGCUUCCAGCAGUUCAUGCAUGUUGAACUUUUAAAAGUCUUUA